Molecule: messenger RNA, 1491 nt
Organism: Adineta steineri
Lineage: Eukaryota; Metazoa; Rotifera; Eurotatoria; Adinetida; Adinetidae
Source: the annotation of a GenBank genome assembly
AUGACGUUAAUAUUAUUUACUAGUCUUUUAUGUUUGGUAUUAAUUCUUAUUUAUAUAUAUUUCAAACGACGUUAUACUUUAAUAAAUAAUAAUUUACCUGGCGAUAAACCUCAAAUAUUCUUUGGUAAUUUAUUGAAUUCAGGUUUCUUGACACGUAAAAAAUCAUUUCAUGAAAUACUGCAUGAUUAUCAACGUCGUUAUGGAGAUAAAUUUACAUUUUGGUUCGGUUUACAACCAUAUAUAGUAUUCUGUUUACCGGAGCAUAUCCAAACAAUCCUAUCCGAUCGACAUACAUUCGAACAAUCUUCCUCAUUUAUACCUAAUUUUGAUUUAGUUUGUCCAAAUGGUAUUGUUGUAUUAGCUGGUGCGAAAUGGAAACGUCAUGUUCGAGUUAUGUUACCAGUAUUUAAACGUGCUAAAAUGAUACAACAUUUAGAUACAAUUACUGAAUGUGCCGAUCAUUUUAUUGAUCAAUGUCUUCUUGAUAAUCAUAUACAUACAGAUCUUGUGCAUCGUUGUCAAACAUUUACAAUGAAUGUUAUUGGAUUAAUUGCGUUUGAUUAUAAUCUAGAAAGCAAUAUUAAUUCACCAAUAAAAAUUGCAUUUCAAGAUUUUGUAUCUUAUGUAACAAUUGUAAUUCUAAUGUCAUGGUUACCUCAAUGGAUAAGUAAAAUCUAUUUAAAAUUCAAUUGGAAAUAUCAAAAAAUUCAUCGAUUAAUUCGUGAACUUACAGAAAAAAUUGUUGAACAAGAACAAAAUAAUUCACAACGAUCAAAAAAUUUAAUUGCAUCAUUAGUUUCAUCACUCAAUGAACAAGCUAAUGAUGAACAAAUAUCAUCAGGUUUAACACGAAUAGAAAUGCUUGAUGAAAUACUUACAUCAAUGUUAGCUGGAUAUGAAACAACAUCAACUGCUUUAGCUUGGUUUAUAUUUUAUAUGAGUAAAUAUCCUCAUGUACAACAACGUAUUAAACAAGAACUUCAUGAACAUAAUCUUUUAAUGACAAAUCAUGUUCAAUAUUUACCAAGAUUAACUUCGGAGAAACUUGAUUCAUUGAUUUAUUGUGAAUGUGUCACAAAAGAAGUUUUACGUUUAGCUCCUACAGCUACUGCAACAACACGUAUAGCUCUACGUGAUACAAUUGUUGAUAAUGUACCUAUUCAUCGUGGUCAAACUGUAAUAAUUGGUUUGAAUAAUGUAAAUACUGAUGCUCGUUAUUGGCAUGAUGGUCAUCCAAAUAAAUUUAUACCUGAACGAUUUUUAGGUAAAGAUAAAGAUCAUCAUCCUUUUGCUAUGCUACCAUUUGGUGGUGGACAUCGAGCAUGUAUUGGACAGGAUCUUGCAUGGUUAGAACUUAAAUUAGUUAUUGUUCGAUUAAUGCAACGUGGAAUAACAUUUGAAGAUACAAUAGAAAAUGGAGGUGGUUAUCAAGAACAAUUAACAUGUUUUCCAAAAAACAUCGCUGUACGAGUACACAUUGAUAAGAUUUGA